Dufourea novaeangliae is the source of this 1763-nucleotide messenger RNA. RefSeq names its product protein TAPT1 homolog. The transcript is spliced from 7 exons. Gene Ontology annotation, biological process: positive regulation of cilium assembly; maintenance of protein localization in endoplasmic reticulum. The record is from RefSeq and is a predicted model, not a curated record. The coding region runs from base 279 to 1763 and encodes 494 amino acids. Gene Ontology annotation, cellular component: endoplasmic reticulum membrane; ciliary basal body. Lineage: Eukaryota; Metazoa; Arthropoda; Insecta; Hymenoptera; Halictidae.
GGUGUUUUGUGUGCUGUAUGGUGCUUUAUUCAUUUCAUAGACCGGUCAAAAUUGUGUUUUGAAUAAUUUUCUUCCUUUAGUUUACACGUGGAAUACUUUACAUUACAAGUUAAAUAUUUACAGAAUAACAGUUGUAUAAAGUGCUAAUAAAAAAUAAAAUUUACUCGAAAAGAGUUAUUUUGAUACAAAAGGGACACGUAAAAUUGGUAUGUACAUAUACAUGAUGAAACAGCGGAGUUGAGGUUAUGUAGUAACAAAAAGAGGAAUGAACAGAAGCAAUGAGUACUAACGAAAAUUGGCAAAAUUUCACCGAAAAAAAAUAUACAAGGUUCAAAACAACGAAGCAGUCUAGUAAAAGUGUGCCUCUUAUACAAUUUUUACAAACUGAAUUAACACGAGGAUAUCAAUUGGAAUAUGAUGAGGAAAGAUUUUCUGCAAGGAGAGAAAAAAUUUACUCUUUCAUGAAAAUACCAAGAGAAGUUGAAAAGUUUAUGGUCUAUGGAUUUCUGCAGUGUGCGGAUUCUUUUUUGUUUGUUUAUACAUUUCUACCAUUACGAUUCGCAAUGGCCUUAUGGACAGUAAUUACAAGACUCCUUUGGCGCUGUUUAGGCAAGGAGAGGGAUAAUUUAAGAGUUGGAAAAAGGCGGCUACGGCCCGCAGAAAUCUGCGAUCUUCUAAAAGGCUUUCUGGUGAUUUGCUGUUGGAUAGCUACUUGGAAAGUUGACACUUCCAUGAUGUAUCACUUAGUGAAGAGUCAGUCUGUAAUAAAAUUGUACAUAUUUUACAAUAUGCUGGAAGUUGGCGAUCGACUGUUCAGUGCAUUCGGUCAAGACACAAUUGAUGCUCUUUUAUGGACUGCUACAGAACCUAGAUCGAAGACACAAGCCAGAUCUCAGCAUUUGGGUACUCUGCCACAUUUGCUAUUUGCUGUUACUUAUGUCUUAUUGCACAGUAUACUGGUGCUCUUCCAAGCAACCACACUGAACGUAGCAAUAAAUAGCAGCAACAAAGCUCUGCUUACUAUAAUGAUGUCCAAUAAUUUCGUUGAAUUAAAAGGUUCCGUCUUUAAGAAAUUCGACAAGAAUAAUCUGUUCCAACUAUCUUGUGCAGACAUUAGAGAACGUUUCCAUAUGAUGAUGCUUCUUUUUGCUGUCACUCUCCAAACAAUGAAAGAGUAUGCCUGGAAACCAGAACGCCUCAUAGUGCUCUUACCGGAUUGUAUAAUGUUACUAUUGGCAGAAGUCCUUGUCGAUUGGGUAAAACAUGCAUUCAUAACUCGAUUCAACGAACUUCCUUCCACUGUGUAUAGAGACUAUACAAUAAGCUUAGCCUACGAUAUGACUCAACCUCGUCAAGAAACAGCGUUUUCUGAUCAAUCGGACUUGGUAGCACGUCGGAUGGGCUUCAUUCCUCUUCCCCUGGGCGUCGCAAUCGGAAGAAUCACGCCGUCUCCGAAAGCAGCAAACAUCAUUUUAUUACUUCUGGCCUACCUAAUUUUAAUCGCCGUUAGAAUUCUAAUUAGUUUGAUAAUUCUUGGCAAGGCAUGUGAUAUUAUUUCCUCGCAUUCAGAAGAAUCAAACGUUACGAUCGCGUCUUUUAAAGAUCAUUCUCGGACUAACCCUGAGUCGAAGAGCACAAAUUUAGCCACCACAAUGUUUUCUAAUAGCUCGAUUAGCUUGAACAAUGUUUGCUUAAAUGAUGCUGUGCUCAACGAGGAAAUAUUAGAAGAUACUGAAAAAGUUAGAAAAGACGCGACACUGUAA